Messenger RNA from Cinara cedri, 4676 nucleotides. Lineage: Eukaryota; Metazoa; Arthropoda; Insecta; Hemiptera; Aphididae. The record is from the annotation of a GenBank genome assembly.
CUUAAAACAUGUUUUAGGUUAGUCUCUCGUUCUCUCGUACAUUUACCAUACCCGGAGUUACUGAUUGUUGUCUCUUUUGGAUCUCGUCCUCGGAAAAAUGGUAAGUUACAUUUUGUUUCAUAAUUAAUAUUUUUUAUCCGCUUUUAUUUAAAUGAUCCUUUAGCUUAGCCCAGUUUUUGGCUUUCGGUCGUUUAGCUCUGGAAUGUUACUGCCGAUCGGCUUUCAUUAAAAUACGACGAUUAAUUAUUUUUUUGUUCCUCCAGACGAAAGGAACUUCAAGUUUUGGUAAACGUCACAAUAAGACGCACACUUUGUGUCGUCGUUGUGGACGGUCCUCGUAUCACAUUCAAAAGUCUAAGUGUGCUCAGUGCGGUUAUCCGAGUAAAAAACUCCGUCAUUGUAAGUAUACAAAACAAUAAUUAUCAUUUGUAAUGUUAUACUUACCAUAUCGUUUGCUAAAGUAGUACUGUUUUUGAUGUACCUAAACCGUAUUUGUAUUUUUUGUGAUUAGAUAAUUGGAGUGUAAAGGCUCAACGUAGGAAGACCACUGGAACUGGCCGUCUUCGUCAUUUGAAAAUUGUUCGGAGGAAAUUCAGGUGAGUUUUAAUAAAUAUUGUUGUUAUAUACCUACCUAUUAUGUUGUGAUUCUAUUAUGAGCGAUAGUUCACUCAGUUUCCUUAACUAUUUCUCGUUUCAAUAUAAUGUUUCAUAAGUUACCUAGUCUCAAUAAAAAUAUAUCUUGAAUCUUUUUAUUUUAGUAUUAACAAUUGUUGAUGAAUUGCAUGUUAAUUCAUGUGAUGAAAAAAAGUUUUAAAAUAUUACAUUUAUUUUAAAUAUGUAUAGGUUUUGUUGAAUGUUUAUAUUAGUAAGUAGGUAGGUAUGGAUUUAGAUAAAUAAAUUGUCUUGCAGUGAUGUAAACCAUAUUAAUAUACGCUAAUACGACCAAAUUUAAAAUGGGUAUUACUUGCCCUCUCUGAGCAUUGCAUUUUAUUUAUCAACUGUUUUGAAAUACUAGGUACCUAGUCCUAAUAUACCAUCAAUCCUUCCUUAAAUAUUACCAACAUUACUUUAAUUUUAUAUUGAUUAUACAAUAGUUACAUAUAAGUUACACUUCAAAUGUCAUAUUUUCAAAAAAAAAAAAUAAUGAAUAUUGUUUCGUUUCUAUCUAAUUUACUAUUAUAAAUAUUUUAACGUCUUUUUCAUUGGUAUUGUGUCUUAGUAGUGCAAUGAUGUUAACUUAAAAUAAUAUACGCUAAUACGACCAAAUUUAAAAUGGGUAGUACUUGCCCUCUCUGAGCAUUGCUUUUUAAAUUAUCAGCAUUUUUGAAAUACUUACUAGGUACCUAUAAAUGAUACAAAAAAUAAGUUAGAAAUAUUUUGUUAAUUUUAUCCCUACAUAGUUAACGAUCUAUCUUUAUUAUAAAAUUAUAUAAACAAAAAUGAUUCAGUUUGAUGGCCAGUUUAAUAUUUAUAUUAUAUUCAGUAUGGGCUAAAGCCCAAAAAUAUAAAUAUUAACAUUUUAAACAUUAAUAAUUUAACUAAGACUUAUAACUAUAACUACGGUUUAAGAUUAAUAUAGGAAGGCCUAUAGUUUGACAACUAAAUUAUUAACUAAAAUAAUUUCUAUUAAUCUUCUAAAACUUAGUUAAUAUCUAUUAUACACUAUGCAGAUAUCAUUGCUGGUACCUAUUUUUUUUUUUUUAAUCUAUAUUAUGAAAUAAUCUAUUCUAUACAUAUAAAGAAUUUAUUAUUAAUAAUAAUAUUUUUUAUAAAAAUGUCUUAAUGAAAAUUUGUUUAAAUCUAUUAUUUUACAAAAUAAUAUUGUUUGCUUUACUCAUUAUUAGUUUUUUCAGUAUUUCCUUUACUGAUUUUAAACUUAUAUAUAAAAUAUAUAAUUCAUAAUUUAUUUUAGACAUUUUUCAAAUGUUAUCCUAUUAUAAUGUUUCAAAUAUUAAAAUAAAGUUUACACUUAACAGUUAAAAUUAAGCAGAAAAUAUUACGAUAUUUGUGUUCUUGUACCUAAUACUUUUAAAUAUUAUACAAUAUACUAGAGACCUGUAUAAAUUGUACAAAUAUAAAUGUAAAAAUGAUUUAAAUACAUUUAUCCCAUUUGUGUAACUUGUUUACUAUUGGUGAAUUGUUUUUGAUAGUAUGUAACAAUUUGUAAGAUGUACUGUUUUUGUUUUUCGUUUUUUUUUUUAUCCUAUUUUAUUAAAGUACUUAACUAAAUGAACAUGUUCUGCUGUAUCAUUCACAACCUAGGUUAUUAAUUAAUUCUUGACCUUGCAAUAAUUUAAAUUUUCUUUUUACAUAGACUGGUGUGUUUCUAUACAAUUAUUUAAUCCUUUCAUAUAAAUGUUUAUUUUUUUUUUUUAUAUAUAAAGUUUGGUAUUUUAUUAACAUUUAAUUUGUGUUCAUUUAUUUACUACAACAUUACUCAUUUCCAUCGAAGUUUUCAUGAUCAAUAACUUUUAUGAGCCAAAAUUAUGAAAUUUGCUUGAAACAAAACCAACUGAUCAAUUAUAUCAAAAUAAAGCAAAAUUAAAAUUAUCAUUAAAAAUGAUCAGUAAAAGUGAUCAAGAAAAAUCUGUUUUGCUUUUAAGAAUAUUGGAUAGGAAAGAGAGAUUAAGGAAACUGGUCUGUAGAAUUUUUUUUAUAUACCAAAGCUAUAAUAGCAUAUUUAGUAUAUUAACAGUAUGCUACGUUUGUUAUUAAAUUUAGCAUUCACAAAUAAUGAUUAAAUAUUUUGUCUUAAAAAAUAUAAGGAUUUGUAUUAUAAAAUAAUGUAAAUAAUGCUUCUAUGAAAAUGUCAUGUUUUCUUUGGUAUAAACUACUAAAAAGUAGUUAAUAAAUACUUAUAAUGCAGAAUUCACAUCAAAUUUAUAAUGAUUUUUAUUUUUGUUUAAACCUGUAAACAUUUUUUCUACCAGAAAUCUUGCUCAGGUUUUCAAAUGUAGUAUCUGUUCUAAAAGGAAAUUUUAAUUAGUUAGUGCAUUGAGAUCAUCUUUUGAUUUUCCAAGUGGUUUUCAUAAUAAUUAGGAAACAAAUAUACAAAAUUUAUUAUAAUUUUCAAUUUUUUUUGUUUUUAUUGUGCUUCAGAAAAUAUUUGUAGAAACUUGAAAUUUGGGCAGUAUGUUAAUUCUUAUUAGUGUUUGGGCCCUGGUUAAGUAAUCAAAAAUAUUACAUAUUGCAAUUAGUAUAACAUUAUUUAUUAUAUUUAUUACCUUUUUUAAAUAUAUUUUUGGUUUGUAGUUAUUGAAACAAUGAUAUAAAGAAAAUACUGUCAGCUUCUAUCUAUUCAUUAUUUUUAAAUACUCCUCCUGUACAUAUUUUGGAUUUACCAAAUUAAUAUUAUAUUACAGUUACUAAUGUUUUUUUAAAAACAAUAAUUACUAGUUUUGCAUUGUUUCGUUUCUAUCUAAUUUAUUAGUAUAAAUAUUUUAACGUCUUUUUCAUUGGUAUUGUGUCUUAGUAGUGCAAUGAUGUUAACUUUAAUUAAUAUACGCUAAUACGACCAAAUUUAAAAUGGGUAGUACUUGCCCUCUCUGAGCAUUAUUUUAACAUUAAAUAUUUUUCUGUUUUCUGUUGGGCAAUUACUUUUUAUGAAUACUUUACGAGGGCUAAUCAAAAAGUAUCAGGACUGGUAGUAUCAUUCGGAAAAGGAGCAUCAAAGAGCAGUAGGAUUGGUAUCGCUUGCUUCUAUGACUUUUUCUGAGUACAUUUGUUUUUAUUGCUUCUCUAUAAAUUUCAUCGGUUUGAUUUCACUGGUAUUUCUGUAAAAUAUAUUUUUCGAGUUUGGCGAUUUUGUAAUAAACCCAAAAGAAGAGUAACUUGACAGANGCAACAUUUCAUGGUUUUUGCCAUUAAAUGUCAAUUGAAAAACUGAAAAUGUGCUCUUGAGUGGCAGCAAGUUCCGCUUCUUUUGGAUUCAUUACGAAAUCGCCAAACGUGAAAAACAAAUUUUAGAAAAAUAUCAUCAAAUCAAAACGAAGAAGUUUAUAGAGAUUUUAUACGGAUAGAUGUGCUCAGUAUAAGUUAUAGAAGCUAGGUUUACAAAUCGUUUUGCUCUUCAACGCUCCAUUUCCGAGUAAUAUUAUCAGUCUCGAUACUUUUUGAUUAGCCCUCGUAUAUAAGUUUGGAAAAAAAAUAUAUAAUAUUAUUAUUAUAAAUAAUUUUUCUUAUUUUAAUGUUAUACACAAAAACAUAUUAACUUAAAUUUUAACAUACAAGGUAUUAGUUUAAAAAUAUCCAUUUAUUUUAAUUAUUCUUAUCUUAGUUGUUGCUGUUCUAUUCUAUAUUGUUAUAAAAGAUGUGCUGUGAUGUUAAAGUUAAUUAAUAUACGCUAAUACGACCAAAUUUAAAAUGGGUAGUACUUGCCCUCUCUGAGCACUAACUUUGUAAAAAUAUGUUAAAUGUAUUUUACAUUUUUUAUUUUGUAACUUUGUAAUUUUUAUUUUUCAGGAACGGUUUCCGUGAAGGCACCCAGGCAAAACCCAGAAAUAGACAGAGUUAAUCAUGUUUUCGGUUUUGUUGAUUUAAAAAAAAAUAUACAAAAUUCCUUUGUAUUGUUUAUUUUGCAUUAUUUUAUUAACAAAUAAUACCAACAGUUGAAAUUUCAUGUGUAUAUGAUUUAAUUGAUUUAAUACGGUUAGGUUAUUAAUUUAUAGUUUAUUCUA